Blepharisma stoltei is the source of this 429-nucleotide messenger RNA. The record is from the annotation of a GenBank genome assembly. NCBI's taxonomy places the organism in Eukaryota, Ciliophora, Heterotrichea, Heterotrichida, Blepharismidae.
AUGAAUAGUUUGAGUUCAUAUAUCGCCAAUAAAACAUUUAUUGGGAUCAUUAUUUGACUCAGCUCAAUUUAUGGAUUUGCAAUUUUAGGCAUUGGAGAAUUGUAAAUUUAAUGUAGAUUCGUCAUUCUGAGUGGGAUAAUUUUCAUUUUCUUUAAUUUAGGAGAAAGAAAAGGAGUAAGUGCUUAUAGUGUUUUUAAUGAUGGAUGUAAAAAAAUACUUGGGACUUCCUCAGCCAGUGAUUUAAUAAAUCAGCAAACCGGCCAAAGAAAAUCAACUUCAAAGCCCGAAGACUACGUUGAGCCAUCUUUUAUCGUUCGAAAUCAAAGAUUAAGAAACAAGCCAUGCCCCUGUGGAUCUGGUAAAAAACACAAAAAAUGCUGCCUCUAUGCUCCUGAACAGUAACUGCCAUAUAGAGAUCCUGAAGACUAA